Molecule: messenger RNA, 1602 nt
Organism: Thermochaetoides thermophila DSM 1495
Lineage: Eukaryota; Fungi; Ascomycota; Sordariomycetes; Sordariales; Chaetomiaceae
Product: putative sugar binding protein
Exons: 1
Coding region: 1-1602 (533 amino acids)
Biological process (GO): carbohydrate derivative metabolic process
Molecular function (GO): carbohydrate derivative binding
Source: RefSeq, a predicted model, not a curated record
AUGAAACAACAAGACAGCCCCCCCGAACACCCCCGCGCCCGUGCCCACGGCCCCGUUCAAAACAGCGAAGUCUACCUCCUUCGCCAACACCUCCCUCCCCCUUUCACCUCCAUCCCCCCUCCCUCCCCUCCAUCCCCCAUAACUCCUGCCGAGCCAGAUUACCUCGUCGACUGCUCCGGCGCCGUCGUGCCCGCAGUCAACAUCUCUUCCCUGACACUAGCCGACCAAACUUCGUUAGCAGCCGCCUGCGACGAGAAGCUUGCCGCCGAGGAUCGCGUCUCCAAGGGCGUGCACGUCUUAGCCACGGAGGCAGCUGCCCUGCAGAACCUGGCAACCAUCUACUCCGGGGACAAGCCGACUCGUGAACGAUUUGCGCGGGCCGUCGACGUGCUCGUGCGCACGGCAAACCAAGGGGGGAAGGUCGUUGUGAUCGGGGUAGGCAAGUCGGGGCAUAUUGCGCGCAAGCUGGUCGCAACGUUUAACAGUCUUGCUUUGCACGCGGUGUUUUUGCAUCCGACAGAAGCGCUACAUGGGGAUUUGGGGAUUAUAGGGGAGAAAGAUGCGCUGUUGUUAAUUACGUACUCAGGGAAGACGCCUGAGCUGAGGGCGUUGUUACCGCAUCUUGCUAAAGAGUUACCUUUGUUGCUGUUGACGGGGCAUCAGAAGCCUGAAGGGGUGGAGUUGUUGCGGGAGAGUGCGGACAGGAUGGCUAGGAAGGGGGAGACCAUUUUGUUGCCGGCGCCCGUACAUGAGCUGGAGACGGUUAGUUUUGGGGUUGCGGCGCCGACGACAUCGACGACGGCUGCGUUGGCCGUGGGAGAUGCGUUGGCGAUUGUUGUUUCGCAUGAGGUGCAUGGGGAUAAGGAGGGUGGUGUGGCGGGGGUGUUUGGGAGGAAUCAUCCUGGCGGGGCGAUCGGGAAGGCGUUGGCGGAGAGUCAAGCACGGUCAGAGCCGCAGGAUGAUUGCAGGGAUGCGGGGGUCUCGGAGACAGAAUUGUCGUUGUCGUCGUCGCCGUCGUCGGAGUCGGAGUCGUCUUUGGGUUCGACUUCGUCGGAUGAGGAGGAUGGACGAAGCACGCCGACGAGUGUGACCAGCUUAACGGAGUCGAGUACCGCUGUUGCCAGCGCUGUGGACGAUGACGGCGAAGAGGAUGUGACUACCCCAACAAUAACGGCCAAGCCUCCGACUUCGUCUACUCAGCCUACGAUCCUCUCCAUGGCUGUCUUUCCCGAGCAAAUACCUCUCUUCACUGAAAACGACGACUCCGUGACUGGCGUGGACAUUCUCCGGGCCGCCUAUGCCAGUCCCUCGGGCUGGCUGUCCCUUGACGAUAAAGAAAUCAUUUCCCCUUGCCGAAUCAAGGCUCUCCCUACGGCCGAGCUAUCGCUCCCGUUGCCACAGAUCCGUUCCCGGCUGGCCAUAUCAAAGGAGAGGAUGGUUCCUGUUGCAGCAGGGACUGACGUCAAUGUCGCGAAGGCAUGGAUCAGGGGGUUGAGAGCGGCCAUGGGUCCAGCAUCUCAGUAUGGGGAUGAUGGCGUGGUGGCUGUGUUCGAAGGAGGUGAGACGGUUGGGUAUUUAGAGGUUGGUAAGCUUCUAGGUUAA